This is a messenger RNA of Scomber scombrus (Atlantic mackerel), 6258 nucleotides long. RefSeq names its product envoplakin b (gene evplb). The record is from RefSeq and is a predicted model, not a curated record. NCBI's taxonomy places the organism in Eukaryota, Metazoa, Chordata, Actinopteri, Scombriformes, Scombridae. The transcript has 23 exons. Gene Ontology annotation, biological process: intermediate filament cytoskeleton organization; wound healing. Gene Ontology annotation, molecular function: cadherin binding; structural molecule activity. Gene Ontology annotation, cellular component: intermediate filament; cytoskeleton; cytoplasm. The coding region runs from base 1 to 6258 and encodes 2085 amino acids.
AUGAUAACGUUUGAGAACCACUGCUUUAAGGAGCUGUUGAGCAACACCUGUGCAGGUAGAGUGGCUAAAGAUAACCAGAGUGGCAGGAUGCAGUGUGAGGUGGCAGCCAAGAUUCAAGGCAGCCAGUGCCUGAGGCAGCAAAGCAACCCCAACACAUCACUGAGCCUCCUCCAUGCUUCACAGACCCAAGCCGCUGACUUGGCUGCGGUGAUUGCUCGCAUGCAGCAUAAAGCAGAUCAAGUAGAGAGGAAUAUCCUGCGAUGCGAGGAGCUGCUGAAUUCGGACAAAGAGCGUGAUGCGAAGAAUCAGCGCCUGCUCCACGAGAAGGAGAGUGCAGAUAACCUGGCAGAGGCUGAGGGGCUGCUGAAGGAUCUCUUUAUGGAUGUGGGCAAAGCCAAGAAGAUGCAGCACCCGCAGGCUACUGAGAUAGAGAAAGAUGUGAGUAAUCUCCAUGAGCGCUGGGCCAAGGACUGCAGCACCUACAGGGACCUAUAUGACCAGGUGCUGGAUCUGAUGCCGACAAAAAGGGUCGACUGGGGAUCUGUGCUGGAUGAAAAACUGGGACAGAUAAAGUCAGAGGCGUACGGCCCCAACCUGUCUGAUGUAGAGAAGCAGAUUGCAGAACAUAACAUUCUGCACCAGGAGAUCGACGCGUACAACGCCCAGCUGCAGCCCACCGCCUCACAGGUAACAACGCAACUCGACGAGAUCAAGGACAAAUAUGACAGACUUUUGGAGAGCUCCCUGGAGAGGCGCAACUACCUCGCCUCUAUGUACGAGUACAUGCAGAGCUGCAGUAAGGAGCUGGGCUACCUGUCAGGCCAGCAGGACAGAAUCCUGCAAAGAGACUGGAGUGACCGCAUGGUCGACCCCGCAAGCAUCCGCAUGGAGUACGAGAAAUUCAAAAACAAUGGACUGCUUGCACAUGAGAGUGAAGUCAACCAGCUUCAGACAGAAGGAGACCAACUGAUUCAAAGGAAACACCCCGGCAUCUCAGCCAUAAAGAGUCACAAAGAAGCCGUACAGAAUCAGUGGCAAGCCUUUCUCAACCUGUGUCUAGCGCAGGAUAUUCACCUGGAGAACAUUGAAGAAUACAAGAAGUUCCAGCUGGAUGCAGAGACACUGUCUGUGUCCCUGGACAGACUAAGAUCCAGUGUGGACCCAAAAUCUGUGUCUGCCAAGAGCAACUCUGAGGUCCUGUUGGAGCUGGAGGGAGAUGAACCAGCAAUAAGGAGGAAUGACCAGCGCCUGGCUGCCCUCAGGGAGCUCGGUAGCAAGGUCGUGCCUCUGAAGUUGCGCCGAAUCAAGCCCACUAAAUCCACCACUGUCGUCACUCUGUGUGACUGGGACGAUGAAAAUGGCACAGUGAUUCGUAAUGAUGAGCUAAUCCUGAAGUCUAACUGGGAUAAGAAGUGGGAGCUUCAGACCAGCACUGGGAGGCUUAAAAGCGUGCCUGGUGCGUGUUUCAUGGUACCAGCACCUGAUGCUGAGGCCUUGGAUAGAGUAAACAGUCUGGACAGAGAGCUGGCAGACUUGAAGAGCCGUAGAUCUGCUCUAAUUGCCUCCUUGAAGAACCGCACUGUGGAAGUGGUUCGCCCUCAGAGGGCAGUCACUGCAUCCAGUGCCCCAGAAGAUCCUAGAGCUGCAGAGCUGCCCAGUAAAUUGGACAAGAUCAUCAGCGCCCUGGAUCAGAGUGAAAAAGAAAUCCUGAGCAGAGUGAGGGCCCCUCUAGACAACCGCAGCCCAACACAAGACCUUACAAACAGGCUGCGAGAGCACGAGAAAUCUGCUCUGGCUGUACGCAUGCUGGAGUCUGAGAAGUCUGCGGUCCAGAGAGAAAUGGAGCCUAUUCUGGCCAAGAAACCCCUGGGACCCAUCACCUCUACACUGCCCACCAAACUCAGUACUGCCAAAAACAAGAUUGAUGACAUCAACACCCUUAAUGAGCUUUAUAAUAAAAAAGCUACAGCAUCCAUGUUUCUAGAGAGGCAGAUGCAAACUGUGGAGGGCAUUGUCUCUGGGUUUGAGGAGAAGCUGGCUAAAGAUGGCACCAUUCUUGACCAAAAGAAUGUCCUCCCCUCUCGCAAAAUACAGUUCCAGGCCAUGCUUAAGGAUGUUGCCUCACAAAAGGAAGAGGUGAAUAAACUGGGCAGAGACUUGGAUCUGACAGAGCAAGCGUGCAGCCCUCUGCAGCAGAGUUUCAAUGAAUAUUGCCCUGAUAUCCGCCGUCAGGAGAAUACGGUGAAACACCUGAGGAACCGUUACACAAAUGUCAAGAAUCAGAUCCAGGAAAGGUCUGCUCUCAUACAGAAAGCUACCAGUCAAAACCAAGACUUCGAGAACGCUGUGCAGUCACUGGAUUUCUUCUUGGUCAAUUUGCCCAAUAACAAGAUCAAAUCUACUGAUGGUGUUGCACAGAUAACAGCCAAGCAAAACUCUCAGAAUAGAGUGAUUGAGGACGUCGAGAAGAAAUCAGGGGAUUUAAACCGAGUCAAGGUUCUUUCUCGUGACCUGCAAAUCAUCUUAAAUGAGUAUGAGGUUAAUUCAAAAACUUACCGUGGCUCUCUGGAUGUCGAUGAUGAUGAUGAUGAUGAUGACGACGACAACGACGAUGAGGAACCAGUUCUAAAGAGACGUCAAAUUUUAACUAUGGCUCAAGCUGUACAGAGAAAGGAGAAAGAUCUACUGAACCUUUACUCUGAGGUGUCUGCAGAAAAUAACCAGUUACUCAGCCAGUUGAGGACAGCGAAGAAUAUCAUGGCCAGGAAUGAAGAGAAAAAAAGUCAGGUAGUCGUCAGUCAGCAGCGGCAGCUACAAAGCCAGCAGAGGACCCUGGAGGCGAGUGACAGCCUGAAGAAAGACCUGCGUGAGGAGAAUGCCAGGCGCUUACAUGCUGAAAAUGACCUUGAAACAUACCGGAAGCGGUUCAUGUCUCUGAAGAGCAGGAGAGGAGUUGAGAGGGUGGAGGAGAAGGAGGUGGUUCAGUACUACCGUGACCCCAAACUGGAGGCAGAACUACAGUCCCUGAAGAACAGGAUCCAGGAUGAAUCAUUGAAGAGGUCAAGAACCCAUUCAGACAUGAAAAUAAUGAGUGAGACGGUAAAGAAACUUGAAACACAGCUGAUCAAAACUGAACCUAAAAUGGUGACCAAGUUACUGACCGAAUACGAGAGAGACCCCCAGCUUGACAAAGAAGCAGCCAAGAUCAGAGAUGAGAUGCAGAGAAUACGUCUGGAGCUUCAAACAAGAGACACUGAGACGUUUCGUAUCAAAAAUGAGCUUACUGUUCUGGCUCAACAGAAACCAAGAAUCAGAGAGAGGGUUGUGAAGAAGGAAGUGGUGAGGCUCGAAAAGGAUCCAGAGAUGCUGAAAGCUGUUCUCUCAUUCAGGGGAGAAAUUACAGAGGAGGAAUUCCGGUGCAAGUCCCUCAAUGAUACCAUCUUCACCACAAGGAGCCAGAUAAACACACUUGAGAGGGUUAUUCCCACCAUCCAACCGAAGGUAGUCACUAAGUUGGUGAAGCAAGUGCAACAAGAUCCAGAAAUGAUCGAAGAGUCAAACAAGUUACGUAUGAUCUUGGAAGAGGAGAAAGAUCAGAACGUUAUCUUGAUGAAGGACCUGACCACAUUGCAGCUACGUUAUGAUGAAGUGGAGAAGCUCGAGCGUAAAGUCGAGGUCAAUGAGAUCAUCAAUGAGAUUUACAGAGUCGAUCCUGAUACUGAAAUCGAGCUGGUACGUCUGAGAAAAGAGCUGCAGGAGUCUGGCCGAAACCGUACGGAUCUAGAGAAAGAAAUCGAAGCAGUUAUGGUGACUCUGACUACCCUGCGUACUCAGAAACCCAAAGUGGAGUACAGGGAGGUGACUCAGGAUGUGAUCAAGGAGGAGAAAAGCCCAGAGGUCAUCAGGGAAUUACAAAGACUGAACAACCAGGUCACCCGUCUGCAAGUCAACUAUGACACCAUCCUAGAGCUGCGGAGCCGUCUACAAAAAGAAAGAGAUGAGCUGAAAGGUGAAAAAUCCAAGGUCCAGACAAAGGUAGUGACUAGAGAGAUCAUCAAGUAUCAGAAUGACCCUCUCAUUGAGAAAGAAGCUGACAGACUUCGGAAGAAUGUUAGAGAAGAGACACACCAGCGCCGCAGUGUGGAGGAAAAUCUCUUUGACCUUCAGAACCAAUAUAUUCUUCUUGAACGGCAGAAGCCAGAGGAGAAGAUCCUAGUGCAGGAAGUGGUGCGUCUUCAGAAGGAUCCCAAGCAGAUCCUGGAGCAUGAGAGGUUAAGCAAGUCCAUAGAUGAUGAAGUGAAAGCCCGUAGAAAGUUUGAAUUAGAGGUUAGACAGCUCAGAACCCUGGUUCAAGAAAGAGAGCGUAGCCUGACUCAGAUGGACGAUCGCCAGAAGAUGAUUCAAGUAGAGUCUGAGCUUAGGCACAUCAAAUCACGCAUUUAUGAGCUGGAAAGUUCUCCACCACCUGUUGAGGAAAAGAUCAUCAUUGAGGAAGUCCUGAAAGUGGAGAGAGAUCCAAUGUUGGAGAAACUCACUGAAGGUAUUCGUGUUGACAUGGACACUGAGCGCACCAAUGUUAAUCGUUUAGAGAGAGAAAUCUUCAACCUGAGUCACACGUUGGAAAUUCUGCAAAAGGACAAGUCAAUUGAGAGGGUUGUUUACAGAGAAGUUGUGCGUGUAGAGAAAGAUCCAACAGUGGAGGCUGAACGGGAACAUCUAAGAGAGCUAGUUACACAGGAGAGGAAUCUCAGGCGUGACCAGGAAGAUAACCUUCAGAACAUCAACAUCAAAAUGACCCAUCUCCAGACAUCUUUGUCUAUGACCACUCAGGAUGAGAGGACUCUCUUUACCAGCAAAGAUGCUCUGCAGAGAGAGAACGAAGAUCUCCUCAAACAGCUCAAAAUGCUAGAGUCUGAAAGACAGAAUAUUAGCAUAUCCUUCCAGCAACAGUCUAAGCUGAUGAGUGAGAGAAGCCAGCUUGCAUGGCAGAGGAGUCAAAAGACAUCUUCUGAAAUACAACGGUUGGAGAAAGACAUUCUGGACGAAAAAGAUAGAAUACACCAAAAAGAAACACUCAUCCUUGACCUGCGGGGCAACAUUAAAAAAGAGGACCACUCUGAAACUCAGACCAGAGAGACUAAUCUUUCCACAAAGAUCAGCAUCCUGGAUCCAGACACUGGCAAAGACCUAUCUCCAUUUGAUGCCUACACAAAAGGACUUAUUGAUCGCAACCAGUACAUCCGUUUGUCAGAGCUGGAGUGUGACUGGGAGGAAAUCAGUUCAAGUGGUCCAGAUGGGGAUACAACAAUUCUGCAGGAUCGCAAGAGUGGGAGGCAGUUCUCUGUCAAGGAUGCCCUGGCGGAUGGUCGCUUGACCCAGUAUGAAUUGACCCGCUACAGGGAAGGGAAAAUGCCUAUUUCUGAAUUUGCCCUUCUUGUUGCAGGGGAAACUAAAAAGCCCUACCCUACUUCAUUAAUAUCCCCAAGAUCACCCACCAGACCCACCCCAGCCUCUCCCUUAAACUCCAUGCCAUCUUCUCUGAGGUCCUCCUACACCAGUCUCAACUCUUACCAUAGUGGCAGUUUGGACAACCUCAGUGUUUCAGCAGGCGAUGAGUACUUCCCAAUCUCUGGUAUUUUUGACACCACCACUGAAAGAGGUAUGUCUGUCAGAAGUGCCUUGACCCGUAAAAUCAUAGAUACUGACACAGCUCUGAAGCUGCUAGAGGCACAGGCAGCCUCGGGUGGAAUUGUUGAUCUCACCAGAAAAGACAAACUGUCUGUCCACAAAGCAGUUCAACAUGGUCUCAUUGACUCGGGUCACAUGCACAAGCUUCUGAAUGCCCAAAAGGCUUUCACUGGAGUCGAAGAUCCUGUGACCAAAGUGCGUCUGGCAGUGGGACAGGCAGCACAGAAAGGGUACAUUCCCCAAGAAAAUGCCAGGAGAUACCUAGAGGCGCAGUACUUGACUGGUGGUUUGGUAGAUCCCAGUAAAACUGGCCGCCUAACCGUCCAAGAAGCUCUCGCCACCAAUCUCAUUGAUAACACAACAGCUAAUAACCUGACCGAUGUGUCUUCCCACACAAAAGAGCUGGUGGACCCCAUCACUAAAGAGAAUAUAUCAUACAAGCAGGCAAUGGACCGGUGUAAGAGAGACAUCAGCACAGGGCUCCUGUUGCUUCCUGCUCCCUCCACUGAUGCCGCAAAUUCCCCAUCAUACUCAAACCUUCAGUUGAAUUCCUCUAACAGCAGAGUCUAG